Molecule: messenger RNA, 1762 nt
Organism: Amphiprion ocellaris (clown anemonefish)
Lineage: Eukaryota; Metazoa; Chordata; Actinopteri; Pomacentridae
Gene: ch25hl3
Product: cholesterol 25-hydroxylase like 3
Exons: 2
Coding region: 219-1001 (260 amino acids)
Biological process (GO): sterol biosynthetic process; cholesterol metabolic process
Molecular function (GO): C-4 methylsterol oxidase activity; iron ion binding; steroid hydroxylase activity
Source: RefSeq, a predicted model, not a curated record
AAGUGGGUGGGGGGGCCCCUCCUCCCACAGUGUGGAGAGAAAUGCUCUCCUGCAUGACUCAGCUGCUGGAGACAGCGAGGCAGCAGCGGAGGUAGAAUCAAACCACUGUUUCAGAGAAAGAUUUAAACCGGAGAAGAGAAUCCAGAGAAUCACAGUGGAUCUUGUUGUCGACACAUGUGGGAGAUGUAGGAGACCGUGGUGAGGAGGUGACCGCCGGAAUGAACGCAACAGCAACUCCUGUCCUCCAGGGGCUCUGGGAGUAUGUGAGAGCAGGACAGCAGGACAUAUUGCUCUCUCUUUACCUGCCCGCGUCCUGCGCCUUCCUGACGCACGUCCUCUUUUGCGCACCUUUCCUGGCGCUGGAUGCGCUGGGCAGCGUCUGUCAACGCGUCCGUUCCUGGAGGAUCGCCUCCGGCUCGGGUCCUCCGCCGUCUCUCUGGCGGUGGUUUGACUGUUUUUGGAGGGUUUUGUGCAAAUACGUGACCACCGUCCUGCCCGCCACUGCGCUGUUCCAGAGCCUGCGGAGCUGCAAGUUCCCAGAGCUGGCUCCGACCUGUUGGCAGCUCUUUGUAGAAGUUGUGGCUUGUUUUCUGCUGUUUGACAUGCUCUACUUUAUGUGGCACUACGCCAUGCACAGGGUUCCGUGGUUGUACCACAGCAUCCACCAGAUGCACCACCAGCACCACGUUCCCUUCGCUCUGGCAGCGCAGGACUCCAGUCCGGCUGAGCUGCUGUCGCUGCUGCUGCUGGCUCUGAGCACCGUCUGGGUGGUGGGCUGUCACCCCCUCAGUGAAGUCAUCUUCCACCUCCUUAACAGCUGGCUAGCGGUGGAAGACCACUGCGGCUACAACCUGCCCUGGGCUCUGCACAGACUGCUGCCCUGUCUGGGAGGAGCUCCCUUCCACCAGGCCCACCACAGUCUGCAACGUGGCAACUACGCCCCCUACUUCACCCACUGGGACCAGCUCUUUGGCACCUACCGCACACCAGUACCGUAUUAAUGUUCAGAAUGACAAAACUGUUGCACACUGCAAAUUGGAAAUUGCUCAGUUUCCUACAAAGCUGUUAAGAUACAGUGAAGGAUAUUUUCUGUAGCAUCUGAUCAUGAGAUCAACUUUUCAUUUCAUGAGACAUGAACUCUCUGCUUGAAGCAAACCAACAACGGACAUUUCAUUCACAUAUCUGCCAGUAUGAAGACAGUUUGAAAUUUGUGGCCACAAAAUGACUGAAAUCUAAAACUUUCAUAAAGGAGCUACAUGUUUUACGGUUGUAUGUCUGAAACUGACUAAGAUCUUGGACAGUCUCUUGUUCACAUACAGUAUUUACAACAUAUUUCCUGUGGUGCUCUAGAGGUGGAAGCAUAGAUCCACAAUUUGUCACACACCAAUUGAAAGCAGCUUGAUACAAGUCAACAUCAAGACAAUGAACAAAUGCUUGAACUAAUGUGCAACUGAUGUGUCCUCAUGACAUGGGUGUGGAUAGAUUUAUUUGCUUUCACGGUACUUUUGUGGGCGUAAAGCAGCUGAUACAGUGUACACUUAACAGAUUGAUUUUGAUCAUAUUUGCAGUUAAAGGAACAGUUUGGCAUUUUGGAAAAAUAUAGUUUUCACAUUCUUGCAGAAAGAAGAUUGACACCAUGGACAUGUAUGAGUAGUUAGUAUGAAGUAUGAACUCAGACUCAACUCUAAUCGUCAUUCUAACCAUGUGACGUGAUAAGAACAAAACACUUUCACAGGUCUCAGUUUGUGAGAAAUACUGCAUA